AAGUCCGUGCUCGUCCAAGUAUCCCCGUGUCAACGUGAAGAUAUCUUGCACAUGAACUCUUCCGCCAACUGUAACUGUCCCGAUCCUGGAUAUCGACAAUGCUCUCUCGACAAGUCCGGUUGCAGUCCUGGCUUGGUAAGGGGGUAUAUAUUAAAUCUCUUGUUACGACACCGACAACUCCAUCCAAUCAAAAAGGUCAGGGAGAAGUUUAUCGAUUGGCCUGAUGGCCCUUUGCUGCUGGAUACUAUCCUGGAGUCUGUUUCUUUGUACUGUUCUACUGGAACGUCUCCUGAGUCGUUCGGUGGGAUAUCUUCUGGACAUAGUCCACUGAUGUCUUCGAACCCCGAGCUCCUCAGCCUCAAAGGCAAGGACAUCGUGGUAACAGGAGUGAGCAACCCCCGCAGCAUGUAUCCGCUUCGAAGCCGCCCGCGGAUGCGCCGAAAUGGUCGUCUCGACCAUCUAUUCGUUGCCUCUGUCUAAAACAGGAUCGUGCACCGACCAUCACAAUCAUCGUAAGUUUCCACAGCCCUACGUGUGCUUGUGUCUCCUCGGAGUGUUCAUUUCAACACUCAUGCUUAGACGCUUAGCCACACUUAGGCUUCGAAGUAAAACGGGGUGUAGGGUAGGACACACCAUAGAUGAGGCCGUGUACGAUAGCGCCAAUGGAAUUAACGAUUGCGGUGGGUGUGCCAAUUAUUCGCCGCAUCGAUGGAUCGGGCUUCUACGGUGAGGUUCCUGGUUGAAAAUGGUGCGGCUUCUUUAUCAGGAAAAUUCACUUCUCUGCACCUUGCAGCGUUACGGAGAUUUGCUUCGUUGAGUCAAAAUCCCUUUCUCGCGUACUGUCUUGCAUUGAGCGAAACAGAGAACGGCUUCUAGCCAUUGGCCCAAGUCCACUAGUGCAUUUCGC
Molecule: messenger RNA, 907 nt
Organism: Aspergillus caelatus
Lineage: Eukaryota; Fungi; Ascomycota; Eurotiomycetes; Eurotiales; Aspergillaceae
Exons: 1
Coding region: 52-480 (142 amino acids)
Source: RefSeq, a predicted model, not a curated record